AUGUUGAUGAAUUUUAGGGUACUAUGCAAGUUCUUUGCUCAUGGGGCAUGUUUGAAAGGGGAGCAUUGUGAAUUUUCACAUGACUGGAAAGAUCCUCCAAAUAACAUUUGUACCUUUUAUCAAAAAGGAGUCUGCUCUUACGGUAGUCGAUGCCGAUAUGAUCAUGUUAAACCUUCUAGGCCUGAAUCUACUCCAUCAUCGUCGUUGACAGUUUCUCACCAGCCUCUGGGCUCAAAUUCUGUUUCUCUGUCUCUUCCUGCUAGAACUGUAUUGAGUGGGGUGACAACAGUACCGGGGUUUCCUCCUGAGCUUUCUGCUUCAAGUGCACCCUUUAUUGCUCCUGCUACUCCGGCAUGGAAUUUGGAGUCUGUCCAACAUGAUUUGUUAGAAGAUGGUGAGGUUAUGGAGCCUAGGAAUGCUAAACCAGCAGACCGCCCUCUCUGUUCAUUUGCUGCUGCUGGUAACUGUCCUCGUGGAGAUAAAUGUCCUCAUAUUCACGGCGACAUAUGUGCCUAUUGUGGAAAGCAUUGUUUGCAUCCUUUCAGACCUGAUGAAAGAGAUGAGCAUUUGAAAGCAUGUGAGAAGAAGCAAAAGAACCUUGACUUAUUAAAAUACAGUCAAGAAAUAGAGUGCAGUGUAUGCUUGGAUCGUGUGCUCUCAAAGCCAACGGCAGCUGAGCGAAAGUUUGGGCUGCUAUCAGAAUGCGAUCAUCCAUUCUGCAUAUCCUGUAUCAGGAAUUGGCGUAGUAGUUCCCCAACCUCUGGCAUGGAUGUUAAUUCUGCAUUGAGGGCUUGUCCAAUAUGUCGUAAGCUUUCAUAUUUUGUAAUUCCAAGCGUCAUUUGGUAUUCCUCUAAAGAGGAAAAACAGGAAAUUGUUGAUACCUACAAGGCAAAACUCAGGUCAAUAGAUUGCAAACACUUUGACUUUGGUAAUGGGAACUGCCCAUUUGGAACCAGCUGCUUUUACAAGCAUGCGUAUCGAGAUGGCCGCUUGGAGGAAGUGGUUUUACGUCAUCUUGGAGCUGAAGAUGGACAGACUCUGAUAGCUAAAAAUAUCAGACUGUCUGAUUUCCUUGGUAGCUUGCAAAUACGGUGA
Dovyalis caffra is the source of this 1095-nucleotide messenger RNA. Lineage: Eukaryota; Viridiplantae; Streptophyta; Magnoliopsida; Malpighiales; Salicaceae. The record is from the annotation of a GenBank genome assembly.